Molecule: messenger RNA, 1776 nt
Organism: Penicillium angulare
Lineage: Eukaryota; Fungi; Ascomycota; Eurotiomycetes; Eurotiales; Aspergillaceae
Product: nitrogen permease regulating protein NPR2
Exons: 4
Coding region: 1-1776 (591 amino acids)
Biological process (GO): positive regulation of autophagy; negative regulation of TORC1 signaling
Cellular component (GO): vacuolar membrane; GATOR1 complex
Molecular function (GO): GTPase activator activity
Source: RefSeq, a predicted model, not a curated record
AUGAUCAAGGCAAUCUUCUACAGCAAAUUCGACACGCAGGAGGGUCCCAAGGUUGUUCACCAAGUCCCCGAUGGAGCGAUCGUUCCGUCCGCCACAGCCCAGUCGCAAGAUCUGUAUCUCACCUUCUCCGAUAUCUCGUUCUUCGUUAUACCCCGCCAGGAGCUCUGCGGUAAUCUGCUCCAGGUCUGCACAAAUGGAUACCGAAUUCUGGGAUACCCAAUCUGCAUGAAGUCUCCUCGCUAUGACAGAAAUGAGUUUAUUUUCAAUUUCUGUCUGGUGCUUUCCGAAGAGGAUGACUUCAGUACAUACAAGAGUGUGGUCCAGAAGUUGGCCGACUUGAUGCAUGCCCUAGAAGAACAGAGUGGGUUCUUGUCGCGCGAUUUCUCAAAAAGCGGCGAGGGCAAAGUAUACAGUCUCUGUGAGAUGUUGAUGGAGGAUCUCAACAAUUACUGCGAGUGCAUGAUCCCUAUCGACGAGCUUAACACAUUGAACAUAAAGCUCUUCCCCAUAUACCCAUCCCCACCAGCCGUCAAGGCCUGGUACGUCCCACUCUUCACAGUACGCUAUCAAGCUUUCAUGGACGAGAACUGGGACCUAACCAUGCAACGAGUCGUCCCACACAUCAACGGCGUGAACAGCAUCCGCAUAAUAUCCACCCUAGCAGAUACCGACUUCUCCCUAACAUGUCGCGCAAUCCGCCACCUCCUAUACUACGGCUGCGUCUUCCUCCUAGACAUCUUCUCCUUCUCAGCAAUAUAUGCCCCAACAGCCCAAUUCAGCACAACAAUCGCUUCAGACGAAGCAAUGCAACUCGAAUGUGCCCGCUACGUAAACACACGCUUCGCUCCCCAGAACCCUCUCGCCCCACCUACAUCUCUACCACCCGUAACAGCAGCUCUCGCCACAAGCAUCAGUACAACAACACCGAGCAUUCCUCCAGGCUCACUUCCAAGCCAACUAAUAGAUCCGGCCUCGAGCAUCUCAGUCUCCCGUGACGAAUCCCGGUUCGAUGCAGAGGAAAUCUGGCCCGUACUAGGCGAUGAAGAAGACAUACCUGGAGGAAGAGCGAGAGCAAGCUCAACAACACCUACAUCCGCGCAUCAUCUUGAUAUCGAUCCUUCCGAAACGCUUCCACAGGCUACACCUGUUGUCGAUGGUGUGGGUAUUGUAGAGCUCUACGCAGCUCUAAAACAAGGCCAAAGUAUAAAGCAGUGGUACUCGUCACAUAGUCGGGAACUAGCAAAUAUCGACAUAAGACGCUUCAUAACCUUCGGUGUGAUAAAGGGUUUUCUAUACCGUGUACAUAAGUACGCGAUAGCAACUGGGAAACCCGCAGCAGGACCACGGAAUUCCUCGCUUCUUCCUGGGCCGAAUGGAAAUGGGAGUGGUAAUGUUCUCUCCACGCCAGGGACUAUGGCAAACACACCAGCGCAGCUAUCAGCUGGCCCGUCAUCCCGUACGACGACAGGGAAUAAUACGCCGUAUGCGGCGUCUAGUGUUGGGGAGGAGGCGCCUAUUGCGUCGAUGGGGAGACAGGGUGUGGAGAGCCAUGAGCGUGCGGGGAGCUUUCAUAGUGGGGGGAGGAGUGGGAAUGUGCCCUUGACAGGGCUUUUUGAGGAGGAUGAAGAGGAUUGGUUUGAUGAGAGGGUUUUUGGAAGGUAUCUUGAUGGGGAACAUUGUUUGGAUCAGAUUUGUACGGAGUUGGAGGUUAGUGAGAGGGAGUUGACGGUGAGGUUGAAGAGGUAUCCUGGGGAGGUAUUGAUUGUUCAUCGGUGA